Molecule: messenger RNA, 8140 nt
Organism: Monodelphis domestica (gray short-tailed opossum)
Lineage: Eukaryota; Metazoa; Chordata; Mammalia; Didelphimorphia; Didelphidae
Gene: ALX4
Product: ALX homeobox 4
Biological process (GO): regulation of transcription by RNA polymerase II
Molecular function (GO): DNA-binding transcription activator activity, RNA polymerase II-specific; RNA polymerase II transcription regulatory region sequence-specific DNA binding
Source: RefSeq, a predicted model, not a curated record
AGAGAGAGAGAGAGAGAGAGAGAGUUCAGAGUCGCUGCGGCUGUCUCUCCCACCCUCUCCUCUUCUUCCUCCCUCCCCCUUCCUCCUCCUCCUCUUUCCCUUCUCUCCUCCUCCUCUCCUCCUCCUCCCCCCGCUCGCUCACCUCCCUCUCCAAACGCUUGCGAAGGCCAGCGGCGGCAGUGUCGGCGGCGGCUUCUUGACUGGCCCCCCUCCCCUCGGCUCUGUCCCUCCCACUCCAGGCAUGAAUGCUGAGACGUGCGUCUCUUACUGCGACUCGCCCGCUGCCGCGAUGGACGCCUACUACAGCCCGGUCUCCUCGCAGAGCCGCGAGAGCUCGCCUUCUUUUCGGGCAUUUCCAGGGGCUGACAAGUUCAGCACAGCGUUCCUGGCUGCCAAGGGCCAGAGCUACGGAGAGGCCAAGUGCCGGGGCCGCUACACCCCUCAGCAGCCGCCGCCACAGCAGCAGCCGCAGCAGCAGCCUCCGCCGCCGCCACCGCAGCCCCAGCAGCAGGACACGGCUGCGCCCCUGGAGAGCGGCGCGGGCCAGGCGCAAAGCGGGGCCGGGCCGCGGGGCUCCUUCAGCAAGUAUCCGCCGCCCCAACCCCAGCCCCAGCCGCCGCCGCAUCUCUACCUGCAAAGGGGAUCUUGCAAAACACCACCGGACAGCAGCCUCAAGCUUCCGGAGGGCAGCGGCGGCCACAACGGGCCCCUACAGGUCUCCUGCUACGGCAAAGAAGGUUCCUUGGGAGAAACUGAGAUCGCACCAAACUCUGACCCAGUUGGGAUGGACAGCAACUACCUCGGCGUGAAAGAGGCUGGGGUGAAGGGCUCCCAGGACAGGGCUGGCACAGACCUGCCCAGUCCUAUGGAGAAGGCUGACUCAGAAAGCAAUAAGGGGAAGAAGCGACGGAACCGUACCACCUUCACCAGCUACCAGCUGGAAGAGCUAGAGAAGGUCUUCCAGAAGACCCACUACCCAGAUGUCUACGCCCGAGAGCAGCUGGCCAUGAGGACAGACCUCACCGAAGCUCGGGUGCAGGUCUGGUUCCAGAACCGACGGGCAAAAUGGAGAAAGAGAGAGAGGUUUGGGCAGAUACAACAGGUCCGCACCCACUUCUCCACAGCCUAUGAGCUGCCCCUCCUUACCAGAGCUGAGAACUAUGCCCAGAUCCAGAACCCAUCUUGGAUUGGUAACAAUGGAGCAGCUUCGCCUGUCCCAGCCUGCGUGGUCCCCUGUGAUCCAGUGCCCACCUGCAUGUCUCCCCACGCUCAUCCCCCUGGUGCCAGCGCUGGCGUCUCUGACUUCCUGAGUGUCUCUGGGGCCAGCAGCCAUGUGGGCCAGACACACAUGGGCAGCCUGUUUGGGGCCACAGGUCUCAGCCCUGGCCUCAACGGCUAUGAGCUCAACAGUGAACCUGACCGGAAGACCUCCAGCAUCGCAGCCCUGCGGAUGAAGGCCAAGGAGCACAGUGCUGCCAUUUCUUGGGCCACAUGACAGGGCCCCUCAAGCUUUCCCCCUACCCCCUUCCCCUGCCUCGGGGCAUUGGCCAAGCCCCUGGUCCCCAGGCCAGCUGCCGAUUUGACUUUCCUCAUUGCCCAAGGCCCUGGGAGCCAGGGUAGUUUCAGGAAGUUGGGAGAGCACUUUUAGCUGCCCAAGGUCUGAGCUGAUUGAGUCCUCAGGGACUUCCUGAUGGGCAAGGAAACAGGCCUGGCCACCCCUCACUCUGAGACUCUUGUCCCACUCGCUCUGGAUAAAAAGGCAGUAGAAAAAGUCCUAUCGUCAAGUCCUACAGCUUUUCGUCCAUUGGAAAUGGAGAACAUCUCUCCAUGGUCUGAGCCCCAGUCCCUUCCAACCAGAUUCCCGUCCAGACAGGACCUGACCCAGGUGUAGACACCAUCCCUCAUUGUGAUCCGUCUUGUCCCAAAGCACAAGUGCUUUUUUUUCUUCUAGAAUCUCCUAAUGGAAUGGCUAUCACACACCAAUGAGACAUUUCCCAUCCACCCCUCCACUUCCCCUUCUCGCCCUCCCUGAAACAACCCAAGUGUCUGCCUCUGAAACCCAGGGUUACCUGCCUCUCUCUGCUGCUGUCACAUUUGCCAAAGCCCAGAUCGGGUACUUGACUGAGACUCCCUUAAACUGGAUGCCCAUUGGGAAGGAGAGGCUGGUUGCCUUUGUAGGGGGAGGAGGGGCAGGGGAGAAGUCACAAGAAGAGUCAACCUUAGGAUUGAUGGGAUGCAGGUUGGGUCAGGAAGAUUAUGGUGGAGGGCUGAAGCAGACACCCAGGUAGACAUUCUCCCAUUUCUUUCUUCCUGUCCACGAGACUGGGUGCUAGCAAUGGAAGGGAGACAAAUUGGGAAAAGGGAAGACAAGACUCGGGACAGAUGGACAGAUGGACAGAAGGAGGAAUCUCCUUUAGGCUUGGAUGCCCCAUAUCACUGAAUCCAUAAGGAAAGGACCUUGGCAAGGAAGAACAAGCUAUUGGGUGUGGAGGGAGGCCCCAGAGCAGUCACUGGAACUGCUACCAAGACUACAAAGUCACAGAGGUGGGAGGCGAGCCCUGGAGAAGGCGAAGGGACAGGGAGAGGGAAUCUACAUCCUCUUCAUCUUCAUUUCCCAACUUGACUCAACCCACACAUUUAGGAGAUAGGAGGAGGUGGGGCAGAGUCUGAGAUUAGCUCUGAUCCUCAGUUACUUGAGGCAGCUAGGGCUAGAUCUCCUAGAGUCUCCUUAGAGACAACUCUUAGUCCACAAGGGAGACAUGCCAUGACUUUUCGGUGGGGAACUGGAAGGAAAACCUUGCACUCUCUUCCAAUUGGUGGGGAGGAGGUCCUUUGGAAUGGAACCUCCAGAAGCCAUCUGGUCCAUUCUCUACCUCCAGGCUGUGCUGCCCACCAACUAUCUCAGAGAAGUUCCAUUCUCUUUCCCUGUUGGCAUUCUUCUAGCAGCUCAUCACUUAUUCUGCCAGGGCAUUCAUUUGUCUAACCCCAAUACUAUCCACAAAAGUUGAAAUUCACAUCUUUUGGACCCCAGACAAAAUGGCAAAUUACCUUCAGAACAGCCCUUCCCAGACUUGAAGACCUUUCAGUGAAGUCCUCCUCAGCCUUCUCUUCUUUGAUAGAAAGAAACACUUAAUGCUUUAGCCUUUCCUUAGAGCUUCCAUAUGAGGAAUCUAGUGUUUCUGACUAAGAAAGUAGCUCCUGGCUCUUCCUUGCUCUCUAUAUGGUCCCACAUGUUCAAUGACUGGAUACUGUACAGGCUGAUGCCUGUACAUAAGGGACCCUUAUGAGAUAGAGAGGGUGACUGAUUAUUUCUAUGAAUGGCUUCUUUUCCUCUCGAGGGUUGGACAGAGAUACAGUAGAUGUAGAACAUUGUCCAGUUCCCCAAAGAAUGGCAGCUGUAGCUAUGGUCUCCUUCUUUAUGCUGGCUCCCCUAUGUUGAAUCCCAAACUCAUACUCCCAUAUUGGCAAGCCUGGAGUGGAGUCCAUACUAGCUGCUCUUGCCACAUUACAUUCAAGACAACAAACAUUUACUACCUAUUCAGUGUAUCCUGUAGCUUGGUAUCUACAGGACAUCAUUGUUCUAGAAACAGAAAAGGAUCUCAGAGGUCACCCAUUCUAACUCAUUCAUUUUUAUAGAUAAGAAAAUGGAGUCCCGGGGAGGCGAAGUUACUUGCCCACACAAUGCAAAGUAGAAAUUCUCAAAAGUUGGAUUUGAACUCACAUCCUCAGUAGUCUUUCCAACAGUAAGACUUGAUGGGGGAAUAAGUGUCACAGAGACUUGACUCAAGGAGCCAGUGAAUAUUGGGGUGACAUGAUACACAAUUACUAUACUACAAAGGAAAGUGAGAUCAGUGCAAAGGGGGAAUUCAGACAAAGGGAUAUAUUUGAGAAAAGAGUCAUCGUUUUCAUGAAUCAGAGGGGAGACUGAGGCAGAAAAGGCUUUCUGGAGCAUUUAGCAGCUAAGUUGGAUUUUGAAGGAAGAGACCUCAAUAGAUUGAAGUUAAGUUAUGAAGACAGGAAAAGGUCAGAAUGGACAGGGGAAGAGAGCAUAUUCCAUUUUGGCUGGAAUGUAGCAUAUGUAGAAGGGAAUAGUUUGAGAUAAAGGCUCUCAGGGGGAAGUCAAAUCCCUCUCACCCUUUUGAAUACUACCCUCUGCCUUUAUAUAUGCUGGACCACAGCCUCUCUCCUUGACUAGCCUCCUCAGGUGAGAGUCAGUCAGGAAUGGCAGAGGGGAGAUCAUUGUAGAUGGAGGCAAUUCUGACUCUGAUCUGACCCAGGGUUCAUUUCAUUGAAAAGUCUCAGGCAUGAUACUCACGAGGCAAUGUCUUUUCUCUGUUACCCUGCCAUCCCCAAAGCAAGGAUGGUACAUAAAGGUAGGCUGCUUUGAGGUUCAGGUCCCCAAAGAUAGGAUCAUAGAAGGCAUCCCAGAAGUCAACUGCAUCCUAUUUUACAGAUAAAGAUACUGAGGUCCAUGGAAAUUAAAGGACUUGACCAAAGACAUACAGGUAAUGAAUCAAAGGUGAGCUUAGAAACCAGGCUCUCUGACUCUAAGUCUAGCACUCAGGCUACAUGCAAAACUUAUCUGAACCCAGGUGAGAGGAGACAGAUGCCUCCUGAUCCACCCUCAAGGGGAAUGAAUGCCUGAGGAUCUGAAUGAAUGCCAGGGAAUCUGAGGCAGAGUGAGGUAAAGGCAAAACAGAGAUGGGUCCCCUAGUCCUGCCAUUUGUUGCUUCCUGUUUGGUGGUUACUCCCCAAGAAAUAAGUCAGAGAAUGAGAGUUGGAGAAGGGAAGAAGGAGCAAGAAUUGGUCUCGCUUUAAAAAGAGAGGCCCCUCAGUGGGUUGCAGCCUUAGAGCUGAUCUUUGCUGAAGUGAAAAGUGUGUCUCUUUGACCCUCUGGGAUUAACUGUUCUUGGACCUGAUCUUUGAGCAAUGGCCUGUUGGAGGAGCUUGGAAUAAUGCCACCUCUGGGCUUGAGUCGAUGAAAGUGAGUUACACCCUUUCUACUCUUCCUGCCCACCCCCACAUCCUCCUUUUGGAUCAGAAAGCAUUGGUGAUCAGGAAGGUAAUGGAGGGAUUUCCGUUUUGCUGUUAUCUCGGCAAAAUCAUAGAAUUUAGAGCUGGAGGAGCCUAAGGAAUUACCUGCUUCAAUUUCCUCAUUUUUAAGACAAGGAAAUGGAAUUUGAGAGAUGGAAAAUGACUUGCCCAAGACCACUCAACAAAUAAACAAUAUUGUUGGGUAUGACCCAAAGUCCUUUGCCCCCAAAUUGAGGGGAAGAUGUUUGAGGGGAAUGACAUCAGAAAUAUUCCCAGAAGAACUGACCAGGGAAAUUUCAGCAUCCAGAAAUUCAAGUAGAUUGAUUGAUUCAUGGGCUGGAAGACACCCCUUUGUAACCUAGAUUACACUUGGCAGCUCAAAAAAGAGCCUUUCUAUUCUUUCAAAAAUCCUCAAGCUACAAGUUUCACAGGCUAAUGCUGCAGCCCUUCUGAGUCUGGUAAGCUUUUUAUAGAAUUUAAUGGGUAAGGAAGAAUCCAUAUAGAAGACCAGAUGCCAAUGGCUAUAUGCUACAACUAGCAUUUGAGAAGACAGAAGUCUCUCCCUAAGCAUUGCUCAUCCAGUUCCCAUCUUCUCUACUUCCUUCACUCAGAGCCUUCUCCCUGAGAAGGUAGGUUUGGCCAUUGGAGUUCCACUUCUCUUCAGUGUCUGGGCUCUGGUCUUCUCCUUCCUAGGGCAAAAGGGAAGGGGAAGCUAGAAGAGUUUCUCAGCCAUCCCAUAUCUUGGAGCCCCUUUUCUUCUCUCCCAGCAGGGAUCAGAGAUAACUGAUGAAGAGAAGGCGAUUAAGACACUUUGCUUGAUAAUUGUUCUACUGGGAGGUUGUUGGCUCCAAGCUUAUCCCAGAGAAGGGCAUGAGGAAAAUGUAGAAAGCCACAACAUCCCUGCCAAAAUGCCUCUCCCAGGAAAAAGUAAAGAAUAAUGGCAGCAUUGAGUGAAAGGUUGUUGUGUUUCAUCUCUGCCUGGUGGGGCUCCCCUAGGACUAACCCCAUCUCAAUGUCCAAACCCACCAACAAUGAAAGCUGUCCCAAUACAGGACGUAUAUCCCAAUACUUUGAGAGGGAGCAAGUUCCCCAUCCAUCAAGGUGGAAGCUAGAGGGAUGCUGUAGAUAAGAUUCUUGUUCAGGUCUGAGUUGGCCUUGUAGAUCUAUCAGUCUGUCCCAAAUGUGAGAUUCUUGGAUUCUUGUGUUCCCCUUCUGGCUGGGCUGGGCAAGACACUGUAGCUGAAGACUUAAAAUUAAGGAGCUGCUGCCAUCUUUCUAUGGCCCAGCCAAGGGUGGGGGGACUGGAGAGCCAAGAAGGAAGGCAAUAAGAAGGUGGAUAGGUGGGAAGAACAGCAAAGCCUGAGUCUCACUGGCUUCCCAGGGACUACUGCUUUCACUUUGACUUUCUUCUGAGGGCUGAUAAACAUAGACCCAGGCUUCCAUGAUCCCUGGGAUCCAAGGUAUGGGGAGUACAGGUGUGGGAAGGCCAGGCAGAAAUUAAUGAUGAGGCAUGAGUCUAUCAAUAAUCUCCACACCUAACCUAUACAACUUCUACCUCUCUAUCCACCAUGACAAGGCAGUGGCUCCAUUUACUGACUGCCACCCUAUUGAGGCUUUGUAGUACAUCACCCCCACAAAGACAUGGCCACAGGAAUUGGGGGAAGAGGCUUGAAAAACUCCCUAAGAGACAACUCUGUUCACUAUUUGCUUGUCGUCUUCACAUUCCACAGUCAGAGCUACCAAAUCACCCCAACUUGGGGAUGAAGGUUUGGAAAAUGGGAAGGAUCUCCCUGACCAAUCAGUUUGGGGAUUCUAAAAAUGGGGAUAGUCCCUCCACUGGACAGAGCCCAAGUCCUCUAUGCUAUCUUAUCUUGUGCAAAUCUUAUCCAUCUCUUUCUUUGAGCCUUCCACAGAGGGUCUACCCAACUCCCUGGAGACCUUCCUUUGGUUCUUCUGAUGUUUUGUGACUGCCAGUUUAGCACUCAGUCCAUCUGUCCUUCACUCGCACUACCUGGCCUCACCAACCUCCUUUUUCUAUGUCAUCCCUGCCUCCAAGGCUAUCUUUUGCAUCACUUCCCACAUGCAAGUCAUUGUUAAUAACAUGUCGCAGUCCCUUACCUGUGAAACACCUUUCUAUUACCUUUUGAUCAUAGGAUUUGGAGUUGACAAUGAUCUCAGAGGUUAUCUAGUCCAUUUCCUUCAUUUUAAAGAUGAGGAUAAAAUAGAAGUGACUAAACAAACCAAGGUAGUUGGUAGCAAAAUUGGGGUUCAAAUCCCAUUCUGGAGGGUUGGUUCUGUAGAGGUCCAUUGUUCUUUCUUAGAUUCAUCACAGACAAUAAAAAAGGGGGAAAUCCUCAAGAACCUUUCCCUCCUCCCUCCAAUUCCUAUCAACAUCCACAAGUCCUCAUAGAGGAUGCUGUGGGGAAGACAAGCGUUUCCAAUGUACAGCGAGAGCUCUGUUGGCCAAACCAUUUCCUUGACCCAGCCCCAGCCCCUUCACGUACAUUUGUAGAAGCUAGGACUUUAUACUACUGAUUUUGAAGGACAGUUUUCAAUGUCUAAUAAUAUAUCUGUUUGGGUGUGCAGUGGUUGAAAGAAUUGGAGAGAAAAGGAACACAAACCUCAACCAGUACUAUCGUUCUCAUUGUAAGAUAUUUUAACCUUGUAUAAACGCAAACUUUUCUUUAGCUUAAUGGCCUGGGGUGGAAUAUUAAAGAAAUAAAUAUAUUAUAUAUAUUAAAAAUGUCUGUAAAAUACAUGGAAGAAGAAAAACAAGAAAAAUACUAAAAAAAAAACCAAACACCCAAGGUUGACUUCAUAAAGUUCUAUUGCCUUAUACCACCAUGUACUACAAGUUCAUUGCCGCAAAAUAUUAAGAAAAAAUGUUCUUGCCUUUGGUUUAUUUCAUUGAAAGUAAGUUAUUGCACUUACAUAAUUUGGGGAGGGAGGAACGCCUUGGAGAAGGGGCUUCGGGGUGUGUUCUGGGACAAAAUGGAGACCAGAAGCAGCUGGGCUUUCCCAGAGUCUCUCAUCACUGGACACUGGCCCAAAGGAUUCGCUUGGUUGUUCUUGUUGUUUGCAAUAAACUUCUCCUCUCUCCUCCCAA